UCCCACGGUACUUCAGGCUGCCCGCUGUGUGAGGACUGAUGCCCUCCAGGCCAGGCGACACAGGGUGGGGCGAAAGGGCCUCCAGGGAGCAGAAAGGAAAGCGAAACUUCCUACCCAGACUUUCGCUUUCGCCGCCUCCGCGCUGUCCAGGUGGCCCCGGAGCGCGAUCCUCUGUCGCCCUGGGGUUCGGUCACCCGCGUGCCCCAGACCUAGUCCCCGGAGCACUGCGUUCCCCUAUGGCCGGCGACCCCUGGCGGAGGGACGAAGGGAAGGUCUCUGACAGCAGGCGACCCAUGGCGGGGGCCGGGGGUCCCCUGCGCCUCCGAGAAUGGCUGGUGGCGCAGAUCGAGAGCGGGCGCUAUGCGGGGCUGCGCUGGGAGGACGCAGGCAAGACCCUCUUCCGCAUCCCCUGGAAGCACGCAGCCAAGCAGGGUUACCAGGUGCGGCAGGACGCUGCGCUCUUCAGGGCCUGGGCCAUAUACAAGGGCAAGCACCUAGAAGGCAUUGACAAGGAGGAUCCCUCUACCUGGAAGACACGGCUCCGCUGUGCCCUCAACAAGAGUGCUGACUUCUGUGAAGUACCUGAGCGCAGCCAGCUGGACAUCUCCAACCCCUACAAGGUCUACCGGCUCCUGUCUGAUGGUGCCCACGACCCAGUUACCAGGGCUUGUGCUCCCAGUAAAGAGGACGGCAUUCUUCAGAGCCAGCAGAAGCCCCCUGGAGGAGUGGCAGAGCCAGCCUGCAGGAACGAAGAGCAGGUCAAUGUCCUUGUAGCCCCUGCAGCCUUGCCAACCCAGUCACCUCGUGCCCGUGCCACCCCUGCUACAAUCUCCAGUGCAUCACCUCAUCCUCUCCAUCAGGAUGUAUCCGGAUUAGUCACAGAGGAUAAAGACAAGGAGCAGCCCUCCAGGCUAGCCCAGCAGGACUUCCUGCUCCCAAGCCCUUUGGCUGACCACAGCUACCAGGCACAGAAUCCCGUCCACCCCUGGAGCCCUUUGCCCUCUGAGGAUUUCAGCAACCCUGAUUGCUGGCUGCAUGUGCGCCUUUUCUACCGCGCGGAGCUGGUGCGCGAAGCCACAGCGCCGGCGGCCGAGGGCUGCAGCCUGAGCCCGCGCGCGGCCACCGCGGCCGCCGAACGACUGCUGGGGCCGCCGCCGAGGGUCGCGCAGGUUCGCUUCCCGGAGCCGCCGGCCAGCGCCCACGUGCUGCGGCGCCUGCUGCCCCACCUGGAGCGCGGCGUGCUGCUGUGGGUGGCGCCCGAGGGCGUCUUCGCCAAGCGCCUCUGCCAGGGCCGCGUGUACUGGCGCGGCCCGCUUGCCCCGCACCGCGCUCAGCCCAACAAACUGGAGCGCGAGCGCACCUGCCAGCUGCUCGACACGCGCCGCUUCCUCGCGGAACUGCGAGCACACCUACAGGAUGGUCGCCCGGAGCCUGAAUACCAGAUCCGGCUGUGCUUUGGCGAGGAGUACCCGGGGCCCCCGGACCAGCCCGAGGAGCGGCUCAUUAUGGCCCAUGUGGAGCCAGUCUUCGCCAGGGAGCUCCUCCUGCACUCGAAGAUCCACGGCCAGGUGCCAGGGUGGCAGGUUCCCAGCCUAGCAUCCCCGACAGCAUCAAUCACCUGCUGACACAGCUGAGUCAGCCCUAAGCGGCUUCUUCCUCCUACCAUACCCACUAAAGCAACUCCCCACAGGGUAUAGAUCCCACCCUAGUCCUGCACCAACUGAGCCAGGGGAUUUAAGAUAGGUUGGGACAGUGGAAGCCAGUCAUGGCCUUCAACCACUCAGCCACCAAGCUGGAGCCUGGGAACCAGGCGCAGAGAUAGACAGCUGGACCUGAGGCAUCAGGCUUGGAAAUCAAACUCAAUCUUGAGGCUCCAGAAAUAACAAUUAGGACAGAAACAAGGCUUGAUCUUUUUGUUAAGAGUCAAACAUGCCUACACUGGUUUACCUAAAAGUGAAAAGUGAAAGUGAAAUCGCUCAGUCGUGUCCGACUCUUUGCGACCCCAUGGACUGUUGCCUACCAGGCUCCUCUGUCCACGGGAUUUUCCAGGCAAGAAUACUAGAGUGGGUUGCCAUUUCCUUCUCCAGGAGAUCUUCCCAACCCAGGGAUUGAACCCGGGUCUCCUGCAUUGUAGGCAGACGCUUUACCAUCUGAGCCACCAGGGAAGUACCUAAAGUGGACUCUAACGGCACUUGAUCCAUUAUAAAGUUUGCUUAAAGCUGAGUUUACUGGGAGUUCCCUGGUGCUCCAGUGGUUAGGACUCUGCACUUCCACUGCUGGGGGCCCAGGUUGGAGGGAUCCCUUGUCGGGGAACGAAGAUCUUGCAAGCCCCACAGCCUGGCCAAAAAAAGGAGCAGGGGCUGAGUUUACUAAUAAUUAGACCCUCGGUAUGGUUUAGACUGAAGCCCAACCAGUAACAGAACUGUCCCACUUCUGAGGGGUUCUGAGUUUCCAGACCCUCCUUCCACCUGUCACAAGUCUCUUUUCUUUGGAGGGGGUAAGAAGUAGUGGGGGUCGGGGCUCCCAAAACAGAGGACUUGACCUGAACCUGGGGCUUUGAAUGCUAACCACUAGACCGCCACCUGUAGAUACUGACUUUGGAGAAACCGAGGCAGGCCUAGGAUAGGAACCUAAGUGGGAGCCAGGAGUCCAUCCCAUCCCCAAGCCCCACCAAUUUUUGCAAAAUGUGAGUUGUAGGGAGUCUGUGAGAAUGGUGGAGGGAGGGAACCCCCUCCACCAUGAAGGCAGUGACCCUGCCUUGUCAGUAAAGUCACUGUUUUCUACCCCAGA
Molecule: messenger RNA, 2790 nt
Organism: Bubalus bubalis (water buffalo)
Lineage: Eukaryota; Metazoa; Chordata; Mammalia; Artiodactyla; Bovidae
Product: interferon regulatory factor 4
Exons: 8
Coding region: 39-1625 (528 amino acids)
Biological process (GO): regulation of transcription by RNA polymerase II; immune system process
Cellular component (GO): nucleus
Molecular function (GO): DNA-binding transcription factor activity, RNA polymerase II-specific; protein binding; RNA polymerase II cis-regulatory region sequence-specific DNA binding
Source: RefSeq, a predicted model, not a curated record